UUCUUCUUCACCUUCUCACCGGCAACGAAAACCCCAUUUCCUCUCGCUUUCCUAAAAUCUAAAGCGUACACAGUAGGUAAAGUCAAGCUAGCAAAUGGAGCAGAGUGGGAGAAGGAAGAGAAAAAUGGGGAAUGAAGAAGAAAAAGACGACGAAGAUGAUGAAGAAGAGAAAGUGGAGAAGUUCUUUGCUUUGAUACGAAGCACAAGGGAGGUGCGUGAUCGUCUAAGGAACGUUGUGGCGCCGAAUGGAUCAAAAGAGGAAGAGUGUCAAAAGAAGAAAGAGGAGGAGAAGGCGGUUGCUGCCGGUGGGGGUGGUGGCCGGUGGAAUCCAUCGUUCCAAUCUGAAGAUUUCAUGGAGGGUUCCGCUUCCGGGUCUAAGAAUCCUUCGAGGUUGAACGAUGCGGGCCCUUCCUCGGAGACAAAACAUGGACCCGAAAAAGAAAGCAAGGACGACGGCAGCGGCGGCGGCGGUUUAGACCUUAACCUUUCGUUGUCUUUGUAG
This is a messenger RNA of Hibiscus syriacus, 502 nucleotides long. Its product is annotated as protein NIM1-INTERACTING 3. The transcript is spliced from 2 exons. Bases 95 to 502 code for a protein of 135 amino acids. Lineage: Eukaryota; Viridiplantae; Streptophyta; Magnoliopsida; Malvales; Malvaceae. The record is from RefSeq and is a predicted model, not a curated record. Gene Ontology annotation, biological process: regulation of systemic acquired resistance.